AUGGACUCUACAGCUAGCGUGGGACGUGGCCCUUACCAGCACAGUCAACGAAGGAGUUGGGCGUUUGAAGAAGAACGUGCAUUAAUCCAAGGAUUGAAGGAUCUCGUUGCACGUGGGAUGAAAGCAGACAAUGGGUUCUGUUCGGGAUACACAUUGAUUUUAGAACAAUACAUGCAGCAACAGUUCCCGGGGACUACCAUUAGAGCUGAACCUCACAUCUCGUCCAAGGUUAUGGUAGAUAUAUUUGGAAAGGACCGCGCAACAGGUGAAGGUGCAGAAGGGUUCGCUGACGCGUUGCAAGAAGUACUAUGUAACACGGGUGAGGAUGCCCCCGCACAAAAUGUGAGGCGUGGCGGGGUUGGUGGUGACUUUGAAUCCAAUGAGAAUGAUACUGAGUCAUCUGCACAGGGUGUUGAGAGUAGUGCAUCCGGGAAGGGUAGACGGGUAGGCAAACGUAAACAUGUAAAGGAUAUGGAGGUUGAAGUGGUCGGCCUACUCUUUACUUUAUGCGAGAAAGCUGAUCAACGUUGGGGUCAAAUGGUGGAACGUAUUGGGGUCCAACACGACGCGAAGGAGCAACGAAAGGUUUUGUACGAGGCGUUAAAGAAUAUUCCUAUGUUGACGACGGAACAAAAAUUUAUCGUAACAAAGUACUUUUGUAGGAACCAAGAAGAAAUGUAUAUAUUUUUUAGCGUGGACGAAGAGGAGAAAGCUUCAAUGGUAAAGAUGAUACUCGAAAAUAAAUUGUAG
Messenger RNA from Striga hermonthica, 750 nucleotides. The record is from the annotation of a GenBank genome assembly. Lineage: Eukaryota; Viridiplantae; Streptophyta; Magnoliopsida; Lamiales; Orobanchaceae.